ACAUGUUUCAAUUUUUUUAUUUUGACGUCACUCACUGUCAUCAAGCAAGUCUCUUCCCUUCCUCCACUGAAAGCUACCGGCACUCCGCAAUGGUGUUGGUGAUUGGUGAGACAUUAAGGAGAGAAGUAGAGCAAACGUAGAUUAGUAACAGAAUCAGAGGAUGUCACAGCAGCAAGGCACUUGGUUAAUGAACACCUAUGCUUCGUUCCAUAGAAGGCAUGAACGGCUCAAGAAUUACGUCCACAAUGGAUUCCGAUACCCCUUGCCACCGUGGGGCCGAGCAGUGAUGGGGUUCGUCUACUUUACACUCCCAGUGAUCGGUGGCUAUCACGUGAUGCAAUGGGCAAUCUCAAAGUCGCAUGAAGAAAUUGGAGAAAGAGGAGAAAAACUACGGAACAAGCGCAUCGAAGGGAUUGGCGACAAAGUGGUGGUAGAUGAGGCCACCGGUCAAACGAAAAAGGUCGGAGCGGGUGGUUGGGGCGGUGGCGUCAAUUUGGCCGUCAGCAACGAAACCAUCCAAGAGCGCAAUCUAAGAAGGCUGAAAAAGUGGUUGAAGAAGCAGCGCAAAUUAAAAAGGAAAAGGGAGAAGGAAGAGGCUGCCAAGCUACAACAAACAGUAGAAAGCAACACAGAUAGCUGACAAGGGUGGCAGCCAACAACGGACAGAACAUGCAUGGGACCUUGCCAUUCAGCACAAAGGCAGCCAUCCAACCAACCAACCGAUCAGCCACGAAACAAGCAAGUUUUUGCAUGAUAUGAUUGAAUGGAUUGGCGAUAUAGAUGACUUGUCAGGAUCCGGGACUUGCUUCUAACCUUCUGGACAAUCAGUGGUGACUAGUUGUUUCGAAGAUCAUGAACACCGUGUCAUGGCUGGCUGCUCUUCACUGCUUUCUUGUUUAAAAGCAGCCAACGAAGGCAGGAAGUUGAGCCUGGCUGCAUUUCAAUCUGCACACGUAAUGAAAUAUGUAACGACUGACCUUCAUGCGCCUGCCAGAGUGAUGCAUGGCAUGAUGGGAAAGUCUGAUGACCUACCGUAGAAUAUCUUUAUAGCUAUCAUAGAUACGGUAUCUGCGGCAGAGCGCAAUCAUAGUUCUGAGCGAAUGGAAGAGAGGAUGGUGAUUCAAUCGUCGCUACAGGCCUUCUGCUUCUAUACUUAUGUGCAUGU
This is a messenger RNA of Seminavis robusta, 1165 nucleotides long. Lineage: Eukaryota; Bacillariophyta; Bacillariophyceae; Naviculales; Naviculaceae. The record is from the annotation of a GenBank genome assembly.